AUGACUUAUCUCGAUGAGGAAGCCAGCGCUGUCGAUGGAUUCCAAGUGAUCAACACAUCCUUUCGAACGGUGCGAGAAGAAGAGAAAAGGCAAACGAACACCCUGAAACGCCAUGUGUACACUAAGUACUGGAAUCCGCUAAUGACAACCAACCAACCCCCGCGCGCUAGUCUCGAUAAGGGCCUUGUCAUUCCCGUUUUGAAGACACCAAAGGCUGUCGUGGAAAAGGUGUGGAACUUGCUGGGCGUCUCACCUCAGGAUUGGCCAGUUGAUGGACAGCUCCUCAUGCCGGCACGCAUUGUCGAGGAAUGCCGGAGUGUUGAUCGAACCGCGAGCGAGUGGUUGCCGCUGCCUCACCGCCUCCUGAGCCAAGUCGUCUACAAGUAG
Molecule: messenger RNA, 387 nt
Organism: Thermothelomyces thermophilus ATCC 42464
Lineage: Eukaryota; Fungi; Ascomycota; Sordariomycetes; Sordariales; Chaetomiaceae
Exons: 2
Coding region: 1-387 (128 amino acids)
Molecular function (GO): protein binding
Source: RefSeq, a predicted model, not a curated record